CUGCUUUCAGGUCGGCGGGUCCACAGAGGGCUGGACAUCGUGUGCCGACGGCUGGACAUCUACGCCCUGUCUGACGCCACGCUGCACGGGAAGCUGCUCGUCUACAGCCACCCCCAGAAGGCCGCCGUCAACCCGGGAGCCUGCCUGAGAGGAGAGGGGGGUUCUGGCUCGGUUCCAGCCUGGUUCUGGCCCUCCACGGUUCUGACCCACAGCUCUCCCUCUCCCUGCAGGUCUGUGCUUCAGGCUGUUCUACGUGAGUCCGGACCGGAGCUCCGGGCCGGUGGGGGGGGGCAGCGGGUCGGGACCAUGCUGCCCAUGCUGUACUGGGAAUCACCUCCCACCUGCAGAUGA
This is a messenger RNA of Menidia menidia (Atlantic silverside), 351 nucleotides long. NCBI's taxonomy places the organism in Eukaryota, Metazoa, Chordata, Actinopteri, Atheriniformes, Atherinopsidae. The record is from the annotation of a GenBank genome assembly.